Hypoxylon trugodes is the source of this 525-nucleotide messenger RNA. RefSeq lists its product as uncharacterized. NCBI's taxonomy places the organism in Eukaryota, Fungi, Ascomycota, Sordariomycetes, Xylariales, Hypoxylaceae. Bases 1 to 525 code for a protein of 174 amino acids. The record is from RefSeq and is a predicted model, not a curated record. The transcript has a single exon.
AUGAAUAAACCUCCUCGGAUGAGUUGGUUUAUAUCAACUCUAGCUCCCCUAAAUUCCAUUAACCCAACAAACCAAUACGUACGAUUAUACAGCUCUUCGGUAUGGCGACGACCAAAGCGCCGUCACACAGCACCUCCACCUCCCGUCGCCUCACCCUGCACACCAGGACUACUGGCAAUAAGUCCGGAAGCCCUAGAAGAAGUAAAGGCCUCCAUGAGCAACGAAACCUGGCACAAGAGCAUGUAUAGCUGGUUUCUCGACAAGAAGAUCCAAGGAAUGGAGCUGGACGAGCACCUACAAUUACUACGGCAGGAGCACACUUGGUUGAUUCGCAGAUAUGAGCAGAUCGUGCGAAGGGAGGCGAUAGAUGUAGGAUGCGAGACUGCGCUUCGGACGCUGAAACAGUUGGUCAAUUGGAGGAUCGAAGUGGUGUGGGCUCGUACUACGGAGAUUGAGGCGUAUAGGGAUGGAUUGAAGUCUGCGGCGAAGGAAGUGAUCCCCGCAGUGGGAAAAUCUAGCUCGUAA